ACGAGCCGGGGGCCCAUGGCCACCCCGUCCUUGCACCCGUCCAUCGGGCCGGGCAUCGGUUCCUCGCUGGGCUCUCCGGGCCAGCUGCACUCGCCCAUCAGCACCCUGAGCUCGCCCAUCAAUGGCAUGGGACCCCCCUUCUCUGUCAUCAGCUCCCCCAUGGGCCCACACUCGAUGUCUGUCCCCUCCACGCCCAGCCUGGGAUUCGGCACCAGCAGCCCGCAGCUCAACUCGCCCAUGAACUCCGUCACCAGCACAGAAGACAUCAAGCCACCCCUGGGGCUCAAUGGAGUCCUCAAAGUGCCAGCACAUCCCUCAGGAACGAUGGCUUCCUUCACCAAGCACAUAUGUGCCAUCUGUGGGGACAGAUCUUCAGGUAAACAUUACGGGGUUUACAGCUGUGAGGGCUGCAAAGGCUUCUUCAAGCGCACGGUGAGGAAGGACCUGACCUACACGUGCCGGGACAACAAGGACUGCCUGAUCGACAAACGCCAGCGCAACCGCUGCCAGUACUGCCGCUACCAGAAGUGUCUGGCCAUGGGCAUGAAGAGAGAAGCCGUGCAGGAGGAGAGGCAGCGGGGCAAGGACCGCAACGAGAACGAGGUGGAGUCCACGAGCAGCGCCAACGAGGACAUGCCCGUGGAGAAGAUCCUGGAGGCUGAACUUGCUGUGGAGCCAAAGACAGAGACCUACAUCGAGGCAAACAUGGGCCUGACACCCAGCUCGCCCAACGAUCCUGUGACAAACAUCUGCCAGGCAGCAGACAAACAGCUCUUCACCCUGGUGGAGUGGGCCAAGAGGAUCCCCCACUUCUCUGAGCUGCCCCUGGAUGACCAGGUCAUCUUGCUCAGAGCAGGGUGGAACGAGCUCCUAAUUGCCUCCUUCUCACACCGCUCCAUAGCAGUGAAGGAUGGGAUCCUGCUGGCCACGGGGCUGCACGUGCACCGCAACAGCGCCCACAGCGCCGGCGUCGGGGCCAUCUUCGACAGAGUACUGACAGAACUGGUGUCCAAAAUGAGGGACAUGCUGAUGGACAAGACAGAGCUGGGCUGCCUGCGAGCCAUCGUCCUCUUCAACCCUGACUCCAAGGGGCUCUCGAACCCGGCGGAGGUGGAGGCGCUGCGGGAGAAGGUGUACGCGUCACUAGAGGCUUACUGCAAACACAAAUACCCCGACCAGCCCGGCAGGUUUGCCAAGCUCCUGCUCCGCCUCCCAGCCCUGCGGUCCAUCGGCCUGAAAUGCCUGGAGCACCUCUUCUUCUUCAAGCUAAUAGGCGACACACCCAUCGACACCUUCUUGAUGGAAAUGCUGGAAGCGCCGCACCAAAUGACUUAGAGAACUCUGCUGGGUCAGUCCCUCGCCCGGGGGCCCUUCCUCUGCUUUCCUCGGCCCCAGCCCGUCCCUCCCUGCUCCCCCCAAGCCGGAGGCACCG
Messenger RNA from Cinclus cinclus, 1432 nucleotides. It is a transcript of the gene RXRA, whose product is annotated as retinoid X receptor alpha. NCBI's taxonomy places the organism in Eukaryota, Metazoa, Chordata, Aves, Passeriformes, Cinclidae. Gene Ontology annotation, molecular function: retinoic acid-responsive element binding; zinc ion binding; nuclear receptor activity. The record is from RefSeq and is a predicted model, not a curated record. Gene Ontology annotation, biological process: response to retinoic acid; anatomical structure development; positive regulation of transcription by RNA polymerase II. The coding region runs from base 16 to 1335 and encodes 439 amino acids. The transcript has 9 exons. Gene Ontology annotation, cellular component: nucleus; RNA polymerase II transcription regulator complex.